AUGUCCGGCAUCCCUCCGCGCCCACGGGAGCCCUCGCCGACUGAUAAGCUCGAGGCACCGGUAGAAGGGGGAUCUUUGGAGGAUUUUAACAAGGACAGCGUGACGGUGAUUGUGUCGCCGCCUGGUCAGCCUCAAGGCGUGCCGUUGCCUGAUAGCGCAAGGCCUGGGUAUAGUUCAGUCUAUCGCAAUGCUGCCUUUGUCGACAGGUUGAUUCAGACUCCGCACCCAGAUAUCCGUACGCAGUAUGACGCCUUCCAAUACUCCGUCUCCCACUUUGGCUCCCGCAACAUGCUCGGCCAUCGCGUGCUCGUUGAUCCUGCGCGCGACCUGUGGUCGCCGUACAUCUGGCAGACAUACGACACCAUCGCCGAGCGCAGAACAAAUUGUGGCUCGGGCCUGUGUUAUCUGAACGAACACGUUGCGAAAAACGCAAAGGACACGCAGUACGCGCUCACGCUCUUCUCGCAGAACAGACCGGAGUGGAUUAUCACUGAUUUGGCGUGCCACGCGUAUAACCUUAUCGUCGUGCCUUUAUAUGACAAUCUUGGCCCUGAUUCGAGUGAGUUUAUCAUCAACUCUGUCGAGUCUCCGAUUCUGGUAGCAUCGUUGGAGCACCUCCCAAAGAUCCUCGCAAUUUCCCACAAGCUCCCACAUCUAAAAGUCAUCAUCUCGAUGGACGACCUCAAAUCCGAGACCGAUCUCCCCAAACAAAGCAAGGACGAUAUACUACGCGCCUGGGCGGCCGAAAAAGGCGUCGCGCUUUACACGAUGGCCGAGGUCGAGGAGCUCGGAAAAAAGUUUCCCCGUGCGCAUAGCCCGCCUGUGCCGUCGGAUAUUCUGACAAUUAAUUAUACGUCGGGCACGACUUCUGCUCCAAAGGGAGUCGUUCUAACUCACGCCAACUUCGUCGGCGCGCUCGCGCUGGGCUUCAUGCAUCUUCCCAGAUCAGGCAUGGAAAUCAUCGACACCGUGCUCUCGUAUCUCCCGCUAGCCCACAUCUACGAGCGCGCGACGCUCGGAAUCGGUAUGUGCGCCGGCGGUCAGAUUGCGUUUUUCCGCGGCAACGUGCAGCGUAUUCUCGAAGACCUGCGCGAGGCGCACCCGACGACGUUCACCUCCGUGCCGCGCAUGCUCACGCGGUUCGAGACCGGGAUCAAGGAGAAGACUGUGCAUGCGACCGGGUGGAGGUCUAAUAUUGCUCGCUACGGAUUGGCGGUCAAGCUCAAGCAGCUCGAGGACGGGCUUGGUCCUAACCACGCGCUUUGGGAUCGGUUGAUUUCAAAGAAAGUGAGGGCGAACGCGGGGUUGGAGCGGGUUGGGAGUAUCGUGUCUGGUUCGGCGCCGCUCACGCAUGACACGCAUCAGUUUUUGAGAGCGGCGUUUGGGCUUACGGUGGUGCAAGGCUACGGACUUUCAGAGACGCAUGCUGCGUGCUGCGUUCAGCAGGCCGGGGAUUAUAGUACCGAGAACUGUGGUCCUCCAGCUGCCACAGCUGAGGUGUGCCUGCGCGACGUUCCUGAUCUCAACUACUUGUCGACCGACAAGCCGUUCCCGCGCGGCGAGCUUCUGAUCCGCAGCACGACGCUGUUCAGGGAAUACUACAAGGACCCCGAGCGCACGUCGCAAGCCAUCGACGCCGACGGCUGGUUCCACACCGGCGACGUCGCGCAGAUCGACGACAUGGGCCGCAUCGCCAUCAUCGACCGCGUCAAGAACUUCUUCAAGCUCUCGCAAGGCGAGUACGUCGCGCCCGAGCUGAUUGAGAACCGCUACCUCGCAGGCUGCCCGCUCGUCCAGACGCUCUUUGUCCACGGCGACUCCGUGCAGCCGUACCUUGUCGCCAUCGCCGCCAUCCAGCCGCUUUCCUUCGCGCCGUUUGCGAGCGAAAUUCUCGGCACCGAACUUGAGAAAGCGGCAAAGGAGGCGAAGUUUCAGGGCUACGAGCGCGUGCGCAACCUGAGGCUCUUUGUCGAUCCGUUCACGAUCGAGAACGAUGUGCUGACACCGACGUUGAAGUUGAAGCGCGCGAGCGCGGUGACGGUGUUUAGGAGUACGAUCGAGGAGAUGUAUAAGCAGGGGGAUAUCACGCGACAGAUUGUUGCGUGA
This is a messenger RNA of Myxozyma melibiosi, 2106 nucleotides long. RefSeq lists its product as uncharacterized. The record is from RefSeq and is a predicted model, not a curated record. The coding region runs from base 1 to 2106 and encodes 701 amino acids. Gene Ontology annotation, biological process: long-chain fatty acid metabolic process. Gene Ontology annotation, cellular component: membrane; endoplasmic reticulum. The transcript is spliced from 6 exons. Gene Ontology annotation, molecular function: long-chain fatty acid-CoA ligase activity. NCBI's taxonomy places the organism in Eukaryota, Fungi, Ascomycota, Lipomycetes, Lipomycetales, Lipomycetaceae.